UAAAAAACAAACUUAUCUUUGCGAUAAUGGAUUGUAUUAAUAAUCGAAAAUUAUGUUUGUGAAUUUUUUCAACAAAUUUAGUAUCGUUUAAGUUUUUGUUUAAAUAAGUCAUAUUUAGCUCGUCAAUUAUAUGAUAACCGAAAGUUUUAUCAAUUUUUAAAUAAUGAAGGCUAAAGUAUUCGUACUUACAUUUCUGUGCCAUUCUUUUUUCUUCACAUUGGUCGCUAGCGAAAGUUACGAAAAUAGCACAGUUAUAGAUGGAACAUCUGCGGACUAUUCAACAAAACAAGUUGUGGAUGGAAAGCCCAUAAUAAUUCACACGCAACUUCAACAUUAUGACCAGCCAACGCUGAAAGAAUAUCAGGAAUGUCAUGAGAAUCUAGAGAAAUGUAAAAAUGUGUGUCAAGCUGUGGAGAAUCCUACUGUUUGCAUAACGAAGUGUCCAGUUUGUCCGUUUCUAGUAAAAGAGAAAGUUGUAGUACAGGGCAUUAACGACACAGAUUUCACUUCAGCAGCCGCAAAGUCCCUAAAUACCACAAAUAUAAUACGUCUGACGAAUCAAAUUCGUAAUAUAAUAGAAAAUCAUCAGGGAAAUAUAACUUAUCGCAAUGAAAACUUAGUUCACGUCCAUCAGAAUACUUCAAGAGUGGGUGGAAAAUUUGGCUUGGGUUAUAAUAACACCGAUCCAUGUUGCAUAAUAAUAAGAUCAUCGAAGAAUUGUGAAACCCAGAAGUUCUCCACUGCAGCUCACUGCCAUCGCAAACGUCAUCGUGUCUGUGGCAAACAAUGUAUAUCACGAGUAAUGUUGGCCAAACGCGUGACUCGAUGCGAUAAUACUCUUCCAUUAGACGAAAAUGUAGACUAUUCAGAGGAGAAUUGUCGUGAAAUAGUGAAAUAUAUUCCAUACAAUUCUCGUAGAAAACAAUGUGUUUCCAUACAUUCUUGGCCCUAUGUUGCAUGUGGCAAUAAUAUUGAAAUUGAGAAUUAUGAACGUUCAAUUUGUAGACGUUGUCAUCAUUUAACAUAUUACUAUAUAUUACAAAGAGGUGUACCAGCCCAGUGCAGCAGAUGUUUCAUGACUUACCCCAGACUUCCUUUCGAAGUGCAUCCGCCGCAAUGGUAUCCAGUAAUGGGGACCCAUUUUGAAGACGAUAAUUUUGAGCCCGUAGACGAUUUUAAUUUUCAUCAUCGGGGUGGUUGGCAAAAAGAUAAAACUAAAUGCAGAUUGCCCAAUGGGACCAUUAGUGAAAACUGCAUCGACAUUGAAGGCAGCGGUACAGAAUCAUCUCCCAAUACUUCCGAUCCUUGGGCGGAGUUGCCAGAAGCUCAAGAUGAAUAUUUGGAAUAUGAUACUUUUAACAGAGAUAACCUUGAAAAUUUACGUAGACGUCGUCAUAUUUUUACUAGAUCGAAGUAUAGUCGUCGGUAUAGGCAAUAAAAACGUUUAAAGAGAAAGAAAAUACAUUGAAAGAAAAACAUAUCGUCACCUGAAAUACAAAAAGGCGUAACAACCAAAAAAUUAAAAAUCGACUCUUGGAUUAAAAAUUGUCUAUUACGUCAAAUUUAUUG
Lucilia cuprina (Australian sheep blowfly) is the source of this 1569-nucleotide messenger RNA. RefSeq lists its product as uncharacterized. The record is from RefSeq and is a predicted model, not a curated record. Lineage: Eukaryota; Metazoa; Arthropoda; Insecta; Diptera; Calliphoridae. Bases 164 to 1438 code for a protein of 424 amino acids. The transcript is spliced from 2 exons.